Molecule: messenger RNA, 1089 nt
Organism: Coniophora puteana RWD-64-598 SS2
Lineage: Eukaryota; Fungi; Basidiomycota; Agaricomycetes; Boletales; Coniophoraceae
Exons: 5
Coding region: 1-1053 (350 amino acids)
Source: RefSeq, a predicted model, not a curated record
AUGGCACCGGGUCCGCAGCCGCUUCCCGGAGUCUUCAAACAUCCAGACGAAGAAUUAGAACGCGCCUACAACAUAUGCCGCGAAGAAGAGCGCAACGUCGUCCUGCGCCAGGGUCUCGCGGGAGACCAUUCCGAAUCCCGCCUCCUUGUAAACCUGCGUAUCGUUGGUUAUCUAUUCGUGUACGCGCCGAGCGAGAAAGCUCUCCGCCGUCUCGGAGACGAGGUCCUUCUCUGCCAUAGUUCUGCUACGCCAGAGCAUCCUCUACAAAAAUUGCUCAGUGAUCUGGGGCAACAUUACUGCAACCAUUUGCUCUUUCCAUUUAUCACAGUGGAACCCGCGUCUCCUGACUAUUCACGGGAAUCUUCCGGCACGACCUCCGUUGUUAAAUCUAUGGGAAAUAAAGAACGGGGAAGUUUACGGGAGAUUAUCCCUAGAAAUGACUACACAGCAAAAAAAUUCGCUUUACAGCGAGAUAAACGGUGUCUGGCGACUGGGAUAACAGAUGAUAAAUUUGUUGGCCCAACCGAAGACACACGCUGCGAGCUCACGCUGUGUUCCCACAUCCUACCUCAAAUAUCAGGCAUUGGCUUAGAAGACUCAAAAAAGGCGGCAGAGUUCCGGGAUGUACUCGAACACUUUGGAUUUGAAGAACUAUUCCCAGCACACGACGGAGAGAAAUUCCGCUCACCCAGAAACCUUCUCACCCUCUCUCACAAUGCGUACUGCUACUUUAACCACCUCAAGUUAUACUUCGAGGAGACGGAUGUUCCGAACUGUUAUGUCAUUCAAGGCGCGGGGUUCAGUCCCCAGCGCAGGUUCGGCUCUCUCGAAAUGACCACGUUCACGUCCGAUAGCCCAGAUACUCUCCCUUUACCGGAACCCAUAUAUCUUAGGAUUCACGCGGCUUGCUGCAAGGUGGCGUACAUGUCGGGAGCUUCCAAGAUCUUCGACCUCCUGGACAACCAUGACCCAGAUCCAUUGGAGCCAGUUUUCGGAGCGGCUUUGGAUGCACGCCUUAGUCUCCUCAUGCGUGAUCAAUGUGCUAGUUCCUAAGCUAUCAGUGCCUUUCUGCUCCUUACCCUUGUGAGG